UACUUCAGCUCGAGAUGCAAUGGACUCAAUUAUUUCAAAUUUAGAUCUGCAUCUAUUUCAAUGGUUCAAAAUUAUUUUAAAGAAUUUGAAGAAAAUAAAUAAAGGCUUCAUCGUUUCGGUAAAAAAGAAAUAUGAUUAUCUGAAAGUACCGGAUUACGGGUAAAUCAGCUUAUUCAACCUAUAUCUGCCUGGGGGUUGGGGGGGGGGGGGGCACUGUAUCACGAUGUUUACGAUACAGCGCCCCUAGGGGUUAAAAUCCGAAACAUGCGAACGAAAUCCCAUUCAACCUUCAACCAUCCCAAAUUCUGAAGUGGGAAUUCGUCGUUCUCUUUUCCGUUUCCUAUCUACCUAUCGUUGAUUUGACAUUCUUUCCAAAAUGGCUGCUAUAAGUGUCUGACACAAGUUGGUUGCGAUUUAAAAAUGCUUUUGGUCCAGCAUAUCUUCCUUAUUUCCAUUUGACAGUAUUAAAAGUUGUGAUAAAAUGUGUCAGUUGUUCGAUUUAAGGAAUCUGAAGUAACACCUUGAUUGUUAAAAUGCCGAGUUUACGAAAACGCGUUGCUGGAUUUAUGCGUCAGCUGUCUGUCAGCAAUCUUGCUGCUGCUGUUGAGAAUAUCGGCCACGGUGAAUCUUCUCCACGUAGUCCUAGAAAUGUUCCUCAGGACCUACCUGGCGGUUGUUUUAUUACUCGAUACCUGAAUGGAUUGGAGAUUAAGAUGGAGGGUCCAGUAAUACUGCAUGGGCGUAAUCCGGAGGAGCUACCAUCGUAUCCAUUAUGUACCUUGGAUAAUGGGGAGGAAGUAUUUGCAGCUUUAACAGGCCCAGAUCUGGGUUUGACCACGGUAAACUUGAAGCAGCGGCAUUUAAGUAUCAGCGAUCCAGACGUUGACUACAUUGAUAUUUUGGAACAGUCCGACCAUGAAAGAACUGUAAAUACAUCGAUGGACUGUAUAUUCUCUGUGGCUCACGAUCGAUGGUUUAUGAUUCGCCCAAGUGAUUCCCCGUCUUGUCCCAUCGACAACAGUUCAAUUAAAAUUCGUGCCGCUGGAAAGUUAUAUGAUCCAGAUUCCAAGUAUUCUAAUGAAAACUUGUUGGAUAGUUUGGAAUCCAAUUGCAAUAACGAACAGACUGAUUUGUUGGACGAUGACUGCAAAGAUUAUACAACAUCGAGAGAUCAAUCUGAUGUGGGAGUCAGAGGACUGCCUAGGCAGAAUAUUGAUAAUUUAGUAACGGAUGUUAUGGUCGCUGAAGAUUCAACCUCCAAAUUAGAAGAUACGUUUGAUUAUGAUGCUAAAAUCAAAGAAAAGUUGGACAAUUUUCAGUUCAGUCUCACAUCCAAAGAACACUUUACAUUUGAAACGACCAGUUUCAUACCAGAAAGUACAUUUGUACCUACCAAACAGGCAAAUGUAAGCUUUGACGAUAGUUUGAAUGACAAUGGUAUGCAAUUCAAUGAUGAAAAUAUAAGCAAUGAUAUUGCGGAUGCUUCCAAGGAAGGGAAUUUCAAAAACGACAUAAUUCCACCACCGUCUGAGUUUGCUUCUGAGAUGAAUCCAUUGAGGAAAUCAAAAAGUGCUCCAGCUCCGUUUCGAAAGGCAAAAAAAGGAACAACUUCUGACGGUGAAAUAGCUUGCGUAUCAGACUGGUUCAGGCCUCACGAUUUAGCCUACGGAGUGGCGACCACGCUGUAUGAGAAGAAUCCAACGACAAAUAUCAAUAACGGAGAACCAAUUGCCGAUUGUUUUGGUAUCUCGGCUAGACCAAAGGCAGCCGUUUUGGGUCUCGCUGAUGGCGUUAACUGGGGCCCAAAAGCAAGCAUUGCCGCUCGAGCAGCGGUGCACGGGAGUAUAGAAUACUUGAACAAGGCUCUUUUCUCGUCGGCACCAGGCGGUGGAGUAACUACGACUAGGGACGUGUUCGUGGCUUUGUUACGCUCUUUUCACUCGGCGCAUUCUCUCAUUCUACAGGAGCAAGGAAUGCUCACGACUCUAACAGUAUGUGCUGUACUACCCUUACUGCGUACCAACUCUGGGUCAAAUUGUCGUACCGAAAGGUACGUGGCGUGUACGUGCAACGUUGGCGACAGUUUGGCGUACGUUUAUUCCAGACGAACGGGUGUAAGGGAGAUAACGCAAGGCUCUCACGACAUUCACUGCAUGCGAGAUAUGCGAGACGCAUUGGGAGCUUUGGGUCCAGUCGACGGUUCUAAUCCAGAGUUGAAUAAUCUGACUUUGUCUAUGACCGAGGUGGAAAAAGGCGAUAUAGUAUUUUUAACCAGCGAUGGAAUAUCGGAUAACUUUGAUCCAGUAGUGGGAAAAUUUGCCAUAUUACCUACCAAUAACACUGCAAGUUCUGACAAAAGUGUCAAGCAUGAGGGCCAGAGUAGGACCAGAACUCGUCGUAAGUCUGCCGAAAAUUUAAGAAGGUCAGAUUCGAUCGGUAGUAGCAACAGUGGAUUACCUGUCGUUGAGGCUUAUCAAAGGCACGAACUGACUCUUUUAAGAAUGGAGGAUUUGUUGAGGCGUGGAGUAUCCGGGGAAGGACCACCUUGCGAUAAUGCCAGACGUCUUUGCGAAUUACUUCUCGAUUUUGCGGUGAGGAUCACAGCUGCAAAACGUCGUAUUCUAGAAGAUCCAGAUCUGUAUUAUGCUCAGCAAAAAGAUGGCCACAUGAUCCAAUUAUCAAAAUUGGAACAAAGAAAUCGGCGGAAAAAAAUGCUGGAAAAGAUUUCAAUGGUACCGGGUAAAUUGGAUCAUGCAACUGUCGUGGCGUACACGGUUGGUCAGUACACCGAAUCUGAUACCAAUCUUUAGUUGUUCAUAAAAUUGUAUGUAUAACGUGUACAUGUACAAAUAGGAAGUAUUUUUAUUUUUACAAGAGAAUAACGUUUAUAGUAUGAUUCUUAAAAAGCUAAGGUAGUCGCCAUGUAUGUACCAUGUAUAAUUAAUUAUUUGUAUAUAUUGUGCGUUAGAAACGGUGAAAGUUAUUCUUUUGAUUAGGAUAAACCACGUAAGACGUAAAGCGGUUUGAAAUUUCCGUACAUGGAUUCCAUAUAACUAAAUCGAAGCUAUUACGCUACACCUGGUAACGUAGCAUAUGAAACAAUUCUUCUCAUUUCAUCAGGCUCUAGAUUCUACUUUCGCAGCGAAUUUAUCCUUUAUUUUCUGUGAUAGUAAUGUAAAAUGAAAAAAAAAAAAAAAAAAACUUGAAGUUUGAUUUAGAUUUUUUUUUUUCCGAAAAUUUGCUGUUCAAAUGCAUAAUUUCAGAAAUUAAAAUUUGCAACAUAUUUCAGAAUUAUAUGUCACUUGCACUUUUCAUCAAACUCUAGUUGGGAUUUAAUGAUUGUUGUUUUUUGAAGUAUGCUUUGUAAUUCUCACGAGUUGCUUUUACUUAAUUGAAAAGAAGUUUAAUUCAUUGGAGAGUGUUUCCUUCAUAGAAAUCUCUUGUUUUCUCAUUGUAUCUGAGAAAAAAAGAAAAAGCAACAAUAACCUCGUUAAGAAUACAAGGUCUAGAGUCUGGUCCUUUGUCCAUUUCACAGUUAGCAGCUAUUAAUAUAAUAAUUUAACGAGUAAAUAAUUCUGAAAGAACAAAACAAAAGUUUCCAGUCAAGCUGGCAGGAAUAUCUUUAAAUAUAUAGGUCAUAUUUUAUGGUUCGUAAUCGUACGACCUGAAAAUUUGUUGUUUAUUUAAUAAUUUUAUGAACAUUAUAAAGCGACUUGUAACAGAUAAGCGUAACAAAUUAUAAUUUUUGAUCUAAAUUUAAUUUUUCGAAAUAAUGCUGUCAAACACACAAAGUGUGAUUUAUUUUCGUUCUAAUUACAUUAAUGUGUUGUCAACGAUUUUUCACCAUUGUUCACUUUUAGAUGAACUUUUACUUACCAUUCUGAUAAAAUUCCAAAGACGGAAACCAAUAUUCAGAUGUAACAAUAUGAAACUCUCCGAAGUAUAUAGCGCGGAUAAUAUUGACAUAAAUGUAGUCAACUAUUUUAUACUAAAAAGUAAUUAUUUAAAUCAAUACCCAUAUUAUAUACAUAUUCCAGUAUAAAAAACUUUCAUACAAGGAUCCCCACUUUCAUAUGAAACGGCACAUACUUUUGUCCAACUGCCCAAACUGAUUACGUGAUAAUUGGAUGGUGGUCCUGUUAGUAUUGAAGGAAAAUUAAGUUCAGUAUUGCUUAAAAGACAAAUUUAACAUUAAUAUUUGGUUACGAAGAAAAAAAAAAAAAAGAAAAGAAAAACAGAAAAUAA
Messenger RNA from Neodiprion virginianus, 4245 nucleotides. Its product is annotated as PP2C-like domain-containing protein CG9801. Lineage: Eukaryota; Metazoa; Arthropoda; Insecta; Hymenoptera; Diprionidae. The coding region runs from base 534 to 2810 and encodes 758 amino acids. The record is from RefSeq and is a predicted model, not a curated record. The transcript is spliced from 7 exons.